AUGGCUCCCAAGGGCAAUCGUGCGAACUCCAAGCGCACUUUGAAGCGGCCUGCUGCCGCGAAGACUCGGGCUCGUCCAGAGCCUGUUCUCCCGAAUAUCACGGAGGAGAAUUUUUGCUUGAAGACCUUCAUCUCAGAUCUCUGGCGGGCCCUUAAUAUCCGAAAGACGGAUGAGACAUCAUGGUCCGUUCUCGAGGUUGCUACGUCCGGCAGUGGCGUGUGGACAACGAUCCAUUGCUUGUGGAUGAUGUUGGGCAAGGCUUGGGUUCGGGAGCUCUAUGCCCUCGAACAGGAUGCAGUUGCAGCCCAGUUCUUGAUGACAAACUUCGCUCCGCUUCAUGUCUUCCAGGGCUUUGAGGGUGUCCAGAAUGACCGCAGCAUGUGGUGUUGGACGCAUGGCUGCAAGUGUGCGGUGCCGGAGGGAGAGAUGCUGUUCGUUGGGACGCACAAUGACCGCAGCCUCCAGUCGGCGGUCAUUCACGUCGCGGAGCGCAAGCCCAGAAUCGCCCUCUUGACGUGCGUCAGUGGCCGCGGCAAUCAGGAUCCUGAGCUCAACAAGAUCAUGGAGAUUCUCUUCUACAUCGCAGAGGCGAAUAUGGCUGAGAGGUUGGAGGACAUGCAGAAGCGACUUCAUGAGCGAGUCCAGGCCAUGCCCAAGCAUUGUGUGUCAAGCAUGCUUCAGCCGCUGAAUGUGACCUCCAUUCCUGAGGAACUGUCUGUGACAGAGAAGGCCAAUUUUGAAUCACAGUAUCACAAGGCCUUCUCGAAACAGCUUGCCAAAGCAAUUCAGUGUGCCAAGCUCCCCAAGGAUGUCCGGCUUCCGAAGACGCGGCCUUCGAGCAAGUUCUCCCAUGCUUUGACCGCAUGGGAAUGUGCACAGGUCGAUGUCCUCAGCCUUAUGUUGGAGCACCAAAUUUCCAGCGAAGGCUCCAGUGGCAACGGCAGGCCCAAGCUGGCAGAUUAUUCUCAGAGCCCCAACCGAGGCACGUUCUUCCCCCAAGGUACUUGUGCCAACGUUUCAACGACCUCUAAGUGGUUCGAGUAUGACUCGCAGACUCUCGUUUCGCCCGUCAGCUUCUUUAAGAUACAUGGCCAUCAGAUGAAGAAGCUCAAGGGAUGUGAGGUGGGACAUACCUUCUCGGAAGGAGAUAUCCGCCGCCUUGCUGGGAACGGGGUGACCUGCGCCAUGAUGGUGUGUGCAUUGACGCCUGUGCUGCUAGAGCUGGGCUAUCUCGAACAUGUUCCGCCGAGCUCCUAG
Molecule: messenger RNA, 1257 nt
Organism: Symbiodinium sp. CCMP2592
Lineage: Eukaryota; Dinophyceae; Suessiales; Symbiodiniaceae
Source: the annotation of a GenBank genome assembly